AUGGAGAAGAAGGGGACAGGGACACCUCUGCCCACGACACACAUGAAAGGAAGCCUCAAGCCCACACUGGCCCUGACCACCCUAAGUGCAUCCUUUGGCUCAGCCUUCCAGUAUGGCUACAACAUCUCUGUGAUCAACACACCUCACAAGGUCUUCAAGUCGUUUUAUAAUGACACGUACUUUGAGAGGCACGGAAAGUCCAUGGACGAGAAUUCCCUGCUACUCCUGUGGUCUUGCACGGUCUCCAUGUUCCCUCUGGGAGGCUUGUUGGGGUCCUUGAUUGUUGGCCUAAUGGUCAAUAAGUGGGGCAGAAAAGGGACACUGCUGAUCAACAAUGUCUUCGCUGUGACCCCUGCCAUCCUGAUGGGAGUCAGCAAAGUGGCCCGGGCCUUUGAGCUGAUCAUCUUCUCUCGAGUGCUGGUGGGAAUCUGUGCAGGCAUCUCCUAUAGCGCCCUCCCCAUGUACCUCGGAGAACUGGCUCCCAAGAACCUGAGGGGUGCCAUAGCAACAAUGACCGAGGUAUUUGUCAUCGUUGGCAUCCUCCUGGCACAGAUCUUCAGUCUGCAGGCCAUCCUGGGCAAUGCCACAGGUUGGCCAAUCCUCUUGGCUCUCACGGGGGUCCCUGCACUGAUUCAGCUUCUCUCGCUGCCUUUCUUCCCCGAGAGCCCCCGUUACACUCUGAUUGAGAAAGGGGACGAAGAGACAGCAAGGCGAGCCCUACGGAGGCUGCGAGGCUGCAACUAUGACGUGGAGGCCGAGAUGGAAGAAAUGCGUGAGGAGGAACGCAAGGAGCAAGCGGAGGGUCGCCUGUCCGUGCUCAACCUCUUCACCUUCCGGCCCCUGCGCUGGCAGCUCAUCUCCAUCAUCGUGCUCAUGGCCGGCCAGCAGCUGUCCGGAAUCAACGCGGUCAACUACUAUGCAGAUAUCAUCUACACCUCGGCUGGUGUGGACCCCACCCAGUCCCAGUACGUGACAGUGGGCUCUGGAGUAAUCAACUUGGUGAUGACUAUCGUCUCGGCAGUUGCCGUGGAGCGUCUGGGGCGGCGGAUUCUCCUGCUGUCUGGCUAUGGCAUCUGUGGCUCUGCCUGUGUGGUACUGACUGUGGCACUCCUCCUUCAGAGCACAGUCCCUGAGCUGUCUUACCUCGGCAUCAUCUGUGUCUUCGCCUACAUCGUGGGACAUUCCAUAGGGCCCAGUCCUGUCCCCUCAGUGGUAAGGACAGAGAUUGUCCUGCAGUCCUCUCGGACAGCUGCAUUCACAGUAGAUGGGGCUGUGCACUGGAUCUUCAACUUCAUCGUGGGCUUGGCAUUCCCAUCCAUACAGGUGGCCAUCGGGGCGUACAGUUUUCUCGUCUUUACCACACUCUGCCUCCUCACCGCUGCUUACAUCUAUGUGGUAAUUCCUGAGACCAAGGGCAAGACAUUUGUGGAGAUUAACUGUGCUUUUGCCAAGAGAAAUGGAGUGGAGUUCCCAGAAGGGAGUCAAGUGACGAUAGCCAAGAUGGCCGAGCCUCACACACCCUCUCUCCCUGCCCAGCAAACGGCCUUUUGAUGGCUCUGCAGACCCUCGCGGACUCUGGCUUCCUUCUUUGAGAAGGACA
Molecule: messenger RNA, 1600 nt
Organism: Phodopus roborovskii (desert hamster)
Lineage: Eukaryota; Metazoa; Chordata; Mammalia; Rodentia; Cricetidae
Gene: Slc2a7
Product: solute carrier family 2 member 7
Exons: 12
Coding region: 1-1551 (516 amino acids)
Biological process (GO): monosaccharide transmembrane transport
Cellular component (GO): membrane
Molecular function (GO): hexose transmembrane transporter activity
Source: RefSeq, a predicted model, not a curated record